AGCAGAGCCGCCCGGCGCCGGACGUCAGCGCGGGGAGGGGGGAGGCCGCUCCGGCUCGGUCGCUGAGGCAGCGGGAGCCUCAGCAGCAUCCCUGAACGCCAGGCAGUCAAACCCCUCCUCCCCGCCUCCCGCUCCUUUUCUCCCUCCCUGCCUCCUUUGCAAAGAUGGCAACCGAGGGGCUGCACGAGAACGAGACCUUGGCAUCGCUGAAGAACGAGGCCGAGAGCCUGAAGGGCAAGCUGGAGGAGGAGAGGGCCAAGCUGCACGACGUGGAGCUUCACCAGGUGGCAGAACGCGUGGAGGCCCUGGGCCAGUUCGUGAUGAAGACCAGAAGAACCCUGAAGGGCCAUGGAAAUAAAGUGCUCUGCAUGGACUGGUGCAAAGACAAAAGAAGAAUUGUGAGCUCUUCCCAGGACGGGAAGGUGAUCGUGUGGGAUUCCUUCACCACCAACAAGGAACACGCAGUGACGAUGCCGUGUACCUGGGUGAUGGCGUGUGCGUAUGCCCCGUCCGGAUGUGCCAUUGCUUGUGGAGGCCUGGACAACAAGUGUUCUGUGUACCCACUGACAUUUGACAAAAAUGAAAAUAUGGCUGCAAAGAAGAAAUCCGUUGCAAUGCACACAAACUACUUGUCUGCCUGCAGCUUCACUAACUCAGACAUGCAGAUCCUGACAGCAAGUGGAGAUGGGACUUGUGCACUCUGGGAUGUUGAGAGUGGGCAGCUUCUACAGAGUUUCCAUGGUCAUGGAGCUGAUGUCCUGUGUCUGGAUCUGGCCCCUUCUGAAACAGGGAAUACCUUCGUUUCUGGGGGAUGUGACAAGAAAGCCAUGGUGUGGGAUAUGCGCUCUGGUCAGUGCAUCCAGUCAUUUGAAACCCAUGAUUCUGAUAUCAACAGUGUCAGAUAUUACCCAAGUGGAGAUGCUUUUGCCUCUGGUUCAGACGAUGCCACGUGUCGUUUAUAUGACCUUCGUGCAGAUAGAGAAGUAGCAAUUUAUUCCAAGGAGAGCAUCAUUUUUGGAGCAUCUAGUGUGGACUUCUCCCUCAGCGGUCGUCUACUGUUUGCAGGUUAUAAUGAUUACACCAUAAAUGUCUGGGAUGUGCUGAAAGGGUCUCGUGUGUCCAUUCUGUUUGGCCAUGAAAAUCGUGUUAGCACCUUGCGUGUGUCUCCUGAUGGGACAGCGUUCUGCUCAGGAUCCUGGGACCACACUCUGAGAAUCUGGGCUUAACCUGAGAUCCUGUAUCUAAAAUCAAAUGAAGACUUAUAUCCUGGACUACAAAAGCUGCAUAAAAACCACCCCAAAAAUCAAAUAUUUGCUACACUAUAAAAUGGUGAUACUGAAACCACAGAUUAACACAACUAGGUAAAAAAAUGUAAUCUGCUUGAACACGUAGCAACCAUCAACUUGUAGUAAAAUGAAAUGUUUUUAAUUCUGUUUUUGAAACUACCUUCUUCUACUAGAACUAGUUUAGAUAAAUAUAAAAAGAGACUUUUCUGUGAAGUCAUCUGUAUGAUAGAUAUGAGUACUUCUGUGCACAUUAUGUAUUUAUUUGCAUGAAUUGAGUUUCUUUUUAUGGUAAAUUUAAAACAAACAAACAAAAAAGAUUCCUGAUUUUAUUUUAUCAGGGUGUAGCAUAGGACUUUGGAAAUGUUCCAUAGUAGUGCGUUGAAUUUUGUUAUUGAGAAGUGGAAAGAAAAACAACUCUCUGAUACUUUAUGAUGGCAUUAUGGAUGGCUGAACCUUGGUACUAAGUAGAGCAGCAAAGGGCCCACUGUGAAGGUACAGGCUGUUGUGAUAAAAAGGUAUUUUUUGUACAAAAAAUGAAUCCUUUCAAUCUCUGUUUUUUCCUACUUCCUUUUUAGAUAGAAAUAAGUAUUUCAUCUCUGUUAUCUGAAUUUAAAGACUCUAAAUGUAUACAAAAAGAUUAACUGCAAAGUCGAGGGAUAUAAACAUGAUUUACAUAAUCAUGAGGUACUAUUUUAACCAGUAGUUUCUUAGAAAUUUUUAAUUGUAUCACUUGAUGAGUGAAUUUUCUUUUACGUAAAGGGAUACUACAUGCUGAGCACUAGGCACCAUUAUGCUGAUGGUCAAGUCUUCUCCAAGUCAGUCAUAGCCAUUCUAUGAUCAUGAUUCUUAUUUACAUGUUGGCCAGUUCACACCACUUUGGCAGGGUAAUAUAGCCUUAAAUGUGUAUAAAGGCAAUAUAUUCCCAUUUUAAGGUCCUUUUGCCAUAUGACAGCAGUAUAAGUUAAUGUAAAUACAGAUCAGACCUUACAAGCCGAAUUCUAUAGUCCUUAUUCUAACAGAUCUCUUACUGAAGUGAAGGCAGUUUUGUCAUAAUUAGGCCUCGGCAUAAACAACAGUGAUUAGUUGAAGAACUGCUGUAAGUCAUGGUCCUGUAAACAUGUGAUACAAGUACCAUGCUUACCUGAACGAGCAAUCGCAGCAGAUCGAUGAGCAGGUAGGUUUUAGGGAAGCGGUGUAACUGGCCACGUGUGCUUGCAGGACCUGGCUCUCUGUGUGAACGUCAUAAUGUGAUAUAAACCAGCAGGACUGGAGCCACGUGGAGCCAACGCUGUAGAAUUAAGAUAUAUUCAGGUAAAAUGGAGAUAUAGUUAAUUAUAGAACUAUUGGAAAAUUCUAUCUGUAUUCAUACAUUGGAAGCUAUUGAGACUAGAAUGUGUCACCUUUGCUCGUACGGAUGGGUGCCGAGUUGAGCUGAACAGAGGUACUUAGGGAGUGAAGUAUGGGAGUAAUGCUGGGGGCCAGCAGAGUCUGGCCUCCAAAAUGCAAGUAAUAAGAUACAUAUCUGAAAAGUUGAAAGAUAUGAUUUAUAUUUAGUUUGAAACAACAGUAAACAGACAAUCACUGGAGUUGGCUGUUCACAUAAGUUAGAUGUUCAAUAACCUAAUUAUAUUUAAAAACGGGAUUUUUUUUAAUUGUAUAAAAACUGUUUUAGAAAAGAAGUCUCCUCUUUCAUGAAAACAUUAGGUUCCAUGAAUCCAUGACCAAUUAUGGCCAUUUCAAGGGAAAGGUCAGCUUUCAGUCCCUAAUGAAAUAAUUCAGCUGUUUCCGCUUGGAAAAGUCAACUCCAGUGCUUUGCAAUAUUUGUGGUAAACUGUCCCUGUAAAAAAAAUGAAUGCACUAUGGAAAAUGUAAUGUCAUAUAGAGCUCACUGUGCAAUACUGAGUCACUACACUGUACACAUUUGAUCAAAAGAUGAAUAUUAAUGUUUAGAUAGUAUUUAUUGGUAAGAUAUUUGUUUUGAACAUACUACAUUGUGUUGAUACUUAUGAAUGGCCUAAAUAUAAUAAAUUGUAUUUUACAUAUUGAGAA
Messenger RNA from Dromaius novaehollandiae (emu), 3335 nucleotides. It is a transcript of the gene GNB5, whose product is annotated as G protein subunit beta 5. The coding region runs from base 165 to 1226 and encodes 353 amino acids. Gene Ontology annotation, cellular component: cytoplasm; heterotrimeric G-protein complex. The record is from RefSeq and is a predicted model, not a curated record. The transcript is spliced from 11 exons. Lineage: Eukaryota; Metazoa; Chordata; Aves; Casuariiformes; Dromaiidae. Gene Ontology annotation, biological process: G protein-coupled receptor signaling pathway; G protein-coupled dopamine receptor signaling pathway. Gene Ontology annotation, molecular function: signaling receptor complex adaptor activity; protein binding.